AGCGUGGUGAAUCAUGAUUUGAAGGACGAACAAAUCGCAGAGUUUAAAGAGGCAUUUUCGUUGUUUGACAAGAACCAGGAUGGCACGAUUACCACAGGGGAGCUAGGCAUCGUGAUGAGGAGCCUUGGCCAGAACCCGACCGAAGCGGAGCUUCAGGAUAUGGUGAAUGAGGUCGAUGCCGAUGGUAAUGGCACCAUAGACUUUGAGGAAUUUCUUUCUAUGAUGUCGCGUAAGAUGAAAGAUGCUGACAGCGAUGAAGAGCUAAGGGAAGCGUUUAGAGUAUUUGAUAAAGAUGGCAAUGGCUUUAUAAGUUCCGGUGAAUUACGCCACGUGAUGACGAACUUAGGAGAAAAGUUAACUGAUGAGGAAGUAAACGAAAUGAUCCGGGAAGCCGACCUUGACGGUGACGGUUUGGUCAAUUAUGAAGAUUUUAUGGUAUUUGCUGGACCUAUAUUUCGACGCUCAGUGUCAUCAUCUUCAUGACAACGCCGAAUAACCAUUUGCGUAUUAAUACAGUGCUUUCACAGUGAAGACCGGGACUUUUUGCAUGGACAAUCAAUGCAAACUGGCCGCCCAAAAAUUGACAUACCAACAUACAAUAGUAUGCGUAUAUUGAGAAAAAUGCAAAAAUACUCUCAAAGAUAGCUAGGACUAUCUUUUACAUGUGGAUUUUGAAGCUCGUAGAUUACUGAAAUGUGACCUGUUGUCAGUUCUUGUGUGUGUCGGUGUUUAUUUGUUUCACAUAAUAUGUGCAUGGUUUGUCGCUCUGCUUGUACUAGUCUAGGAGCCAGUUUCCCUUGCAAAGCUAAACGCUCCUUCAAAAAAAU
Owenia fusiformis is the source of this 827-nucleotide messenger RNA. The record is from the annotation of a GenBank genome assembly. Lineage: Eukaryota; Metazoa; Annelida; Polychaeta; Sabellida; Oweniidae.